This is a messenger RNA of Punica granatum (pomegranate), 1560 nucleotides long. The record is from RefSeq and is a predicted model, not a curated record. NCBI's taxonomy places the organism in Eukaryota, Viridiplantae, Streptophyta, Magnoliopsida, Myrtales, Lythraceae.
AAACAACGACCCUCUUGUUCAGUCUCUCCUUUCGCUCAGCAGCCUUUCCCUCUCGUUUUCCCUCUCCGUCUCGCUCUCCAAUUCGUGAAAUUAGGGCAAGCUCGGAGAGAAGAAAGACGCAAAAUUGCUUUCAAUUCGUGUCGUCGCUUUCCUCCGGCACCGGAGAGGCACUUAGAAUCGAAGGAGAAGAAGAAGCAGAGCAGCCCCGCACAGACACGGAAGUGGAGAAGAAGACGCAGAGCAGUGGAGGAGUGGGCUUCGAAGUUAUCUCAGUUUCCUUUAGGGCUGCGAAGUUUCUUGUCCUGCUGCUGCUACCGGACUGCUGCUGCCACCGAGCUGCUGCUGCUACCAUCGAGCUACUGCCAGCUGAGUAGCUGCUGCUGCUGCUUCCUCUCGCGAGUUGGCUCUCCGACUAGAUUAGUCAAUUUCCGAGAAGGGGAAGAUUCAGAAGAAGCGACUCGCUGCGGCGGAUUCGGCUCCAUAGGGUGCGGUUGAUUGUGACUUCCGGUCGAUGGAGAAGAUCGGAGAAGAUCUCCAGCCUGAAAGAUGAUAACUCGCUCGAAACUCGUCGAGCAACUCAGAGACUACCAGAUCCGGUCCCAGCACAAGUGUCGUGCUCUCAUCGUCUUCUCCCCCAAGCCUUACCUCGCCUCCUGUUGGAAUCGACAUGUUCGUGUCACGUGAGAUCGCUGUCGUGGUUGUGCUGAUGCAAGCAGUCAAUCGCUAUCCUUUUGGGGUUCUAAACUGACCAAGUAAUGGCGAUUUUGGAGGACCCAGCUGUGAAUUUGCCUAUCUCAGCUCCAAAUUCAUAUGGGGCAGUCGUUCUUGGUGGCACUUUUGAUCGGUUACAUGAUGGGCACCGCCUUUUCCUCAAGGCAGCAGCAGGGUUGGCAAGCAAUCGGAUUGUUGUGGGAGUUUGUGAUGGUCCUAUGUUGACGAAGAAACAGUUUGCUGAACUAAUACAACCUAUCAAGGAGAGAAUGCAAAACGUCAAGGACUAUAUCAAGUCUAUCAGGCCGGAGCUUGUGGUGCAAGUUGAACCUAUCAUGGAUCCCUAUGGGCCUUCAAUUGUUGAUGAAAAAUUGGAGGCUAUCGUUGUCAGCAAGGAGACAGUGCCUGGUGGAAUGUCUGUCAAUAAGAAGAGAGCAGAAAGAGGCCUUUCCCAACUGAAGUAUGUCGAGAAAUUGGCUCAGAUCGAAGUGGUAGAUUUAUUAUCCGAGGGCUCUAGUGGAAACAAGCUCAGCUCUUCAACCUUGAGGAGGCACGAAGUUGAGAAGAAGUCUGCAGCAUAUCAGGGGACAACAUAUACAUAGUUACAGCUCUUUGGAAAAGCUGUGGAAAUCCCGUCGAAGGCACGUCGAAGUGUGUACGAGGCCAUGAAAUUGUCUUCAAACAAGAGUACUGAAGAUUUUAGACCCGAUCAUUCUGAAAACUUGUAAAUUCGUUACCGUUACCCAUGGGUGUUUCUGCCUAACGAAGGUUAUACGAGGAAUUCUUGUAUAAUAUAAUGGUAUAUUGAUGUUUGCAAGAAUAAAGUAAAAGGAUUCAGUUGCGUACUUA